AUGGCUUUACAUAAGGAAGCAGACCAAAGUGUGUCACCUUCAGUCUCUUCGGAAGACUCGAAGCAGGCCGAUGAGAAUUAUGACUUUUACAAGCGGCACCAAGGCCUCGAAUACACGCCAGAGGAGGCCAAAAAGGUCCUGCGCAAGAUCGACGUUGUACUGAUUCCGUUACUGUUUCUCAUCUACAUGCUCCAGUACUUGGACAAAAACAGUAUAAACUUUGCAUCCGUUUAUGGCCUGAAAACAGGAACGCACCUGAAAGGGCAACAAUAUUCAUGGCUGAGUUCCAUAUUCUAUUUCGGAUAUCUGAUCGCGCAAUAUCCAGCUGGACUGGCAUUGCAAAAGUUCCCAGUUGGCAAAUAUAUGGCAGUCACUACAUUAAUAUGGGGCGGUCUUUUGAUGACUACCCCCGCUUGCCACAACUUCGCCGGUAUCGCGAUUAACCGUUUCCUUCUUGGGGUCGUUGAGGCGGUCGUCACGCCAGGAUUCGUCCUCAUGAUGGGCAUGUGGUACACAACCGAGGAACAACCCUUGCGACUGGAGGCAUGGUACUGUACCAAUGGAAUUGCGACGAUGUUCGGAGGUUUGAUUGGAUAUGCCGUUGGCCACAUCACAACAGGCCUACCGCGAUGGAUGUAUGUCUUCUUGAUCUUUGGAGCUUUCUCGGUCGCAGUUGGAAUCGCCGCUCUGAUCUUCCUCCCUGAUCUUCCUUCCACUGCCAAAUUCCUCAAUGAGCGCGAGCGGGCUAUUGCCGUUGAGCGUGUGGCCAUCAACCGACAAGGUGUGAAAAGCAGCCAGUUCAAAUGGUAUCAAGUUAGACAGGCUGCGGUUGAUCCCAAGACCUGGCUCUUGUUCUUCAUGGCUGUUGGAGCGCAAGUCCCCAAUUCCGCACUCACCAGUUUUACCUCCAUUAUCGUUGGAACCUUCGGAUUUGAUACUUUGGGAACACAGUAUCUCCAGAUUCCUGGUGGCGCAGUCCAGUUCAUUACCCUACUUCUUGGUGGCUGGAUAGCAACCAAAUUCGAUGGCAAGUUCCAUUCACGAUUUGCCUGCAUGAUAUUCGCCUGCUGUGUUUGCAUCAUUGGCGCAGGUCUUCUGGUGGGACUUCCUGAUGAGAAUAAGUGGGGACGCUUGGUUGCACUCUGGCUUUGUUAUUUCCAGGGACUGGGCUUCAGUAUGACUUUGAUUAUUGUCAGUUCAAAUAUUGCGGGAUACACAAAGAAGCAGGUAACCGGUGCUCUUUUGUUCACUGGCUACUGUGUUGGCAACAUCAUUGGACCUCAGACUUUCAAGGACAGCGAGGCUCCCGGAUAUCACAGUGCCUACAUUGCGAUGCUCGUUGGGUACGUGGUCAAACUGCUUUGUAUCGUCGCAUUAUACGCAUACAUGUUCCUCGAGAACAAGCGCCGAGACCGUCAGGCUAUCGAGGGGCAGGAGGUCGAGACAGACGGCGUGGAAAAUGGAAUGCUGGACAAAACUGAAAUCGAGAACAAGGGCUUCAGAUAUGUUCUCUAG
Molecule: messenger RNA, 1515 nt
Organism: Penicillium olsonii
Lineage: Eukaryota; Fungi; Ascomycota; Eurotiomycetes; Eurotiales; Aspergillaceae
Source: the annotation of a GenBank genome assembly